This is a messenger RNA of Coregonus clupeaformis (lake whitefish), 1217 nucleotides long. RefSeq lists its product as uncharacterized. The record is from RefSeq and is a predicted model, not a curated record. Lineage: Eukaryota; Metazoa; Chordata; Actinopteri; Salmoniformes; Salmonidae. Bases 46 to 1035 code for a protein of 329 amino acids. The transcript is spliced from 2 exons.
GACUUUGUAGAGCCCCUGAUUUCUGUUCCAGAGCACAAGCCGUUGAUGCCAGUGAAGGACCACUCUGUUCAGAACAACCCUGAUGCUACAAAAGAGACCAAUUUUAAGUCAUUGCUGGAACAACUUGAGAGUUUACGGGUGAAAGACGAUUCUUCUCCAGAGCACAGGCCUUUGAUGCCAGUGAAGGACCACCCUGUUCAGGACAUCCCCAAUGUUGCAAAAUGGACCAAAAUGGUGCAAGUGGACCAGAUGCUGGAACAACUUCAGAGGAUGAAAGAUGAUACUUUCCCAGGUAAAGCUAAAGUCUCACAGAUGAUUGUGGAGAAACUUAUUCCUUAUCUACAGGCUUACAAGCAAAAAGCAUUGCAAGGUGACAACAACAUCUUCAAAGAAAAUCAUCAGGCUCCAGCUCCAAAAGCUCAGAAGAGCACCCUGAAGAUCAAACCCAGAGUCAACAUAUUGACUGACCCUUCUUACUCCGAGCCACUUGUGAAGGUGAACCUGAUUUUGGGGCUUGUUUUCUAUGGCUUCAUCGUAAUAGUGGUUCUCUAUGAUGCUGUGAGAAUCUCCAAGGAGGCUAGAAGGCGAUCUGAUGCUAUUGCCACUGCCAGGUUGAAGAAAAGGGAACCAGCCACCGCUGAACCACAGACACUGGCAUCCAGAGUUCGGGAGAGCAUCUCUUCACGGUUUGGUUUGAAACAAGCAUCAUCCACACCACAGUGUGCCCCCAUUUCUGACGAUUCUGCAAAAGAGUUGCAGAAGUCAAAGGAGUUCAUCUCCACUAAGGACAAAUCUGAGUCGGAAAAGAGACCUGGAAAGAGUGCUGUCAGCCUGAGAGAGUGUGAGCCGCCUCUGCCUAGCAUCCCAGAUAACUUCCUUGUGCCUGACUCUGAGCCUGCCAUCCAGGUGGCAUUGAACCCAUUCGACACCAAGCUAGCCAAAGUUGUAUCUGACAAUGCUGAGGCAUCCAACUACGAGGCAACCGAGAAGCCCUGCUACACACAGUCUGGGCUCACUGAGGUUUGCGUCAAUUAAGACUGAGGACUACUUCUUAAACCAAGUGAUAUUGAAUAAAAGCUGCAGAUAUUACAUCUCCAAAUGAGAUCACAUGGAGACUGUCACCUUUGAAGACUUCCAUUUUCUGUUUGUAAUUUAAUUUCUUUAGAAUAGUAAUAAAAAUAUAUUGCAUUUAAAACAUAUGUUUCAAGUUAUUUUUG